AGGUUCUUUCAUAGGUUUUCCUACACUGUAACAGACCCUCGCUGCAAUUCAUGCAAGCUGGCCAUUCCUGUUGCUGCUGAAGAGAUAUUGUUGCGAAGAUUUGCAAGAUGGGCAGUGAGAUUAGAGCUCUACCAGGCCAUAAAUCUCUUGAAAAAGGGCUGAAAUUCAACACCCAACUCAGGAAUUUCAUUGCUUGUAGCCAUCCAUCAGGUGGACCUCGCCAGGUCUAUGUUACUACCCAAAGAUAAAGGCGGUCCAUUUAGAAGCCCACUUGACUACUUGACCGAUCUGAUUCUUGGGAUGGGGAACCUUCAUAAUGGUACCCUUGCGAUGGAUGGCUUGGAUAUUGUAGCUGUCCGCCAUGCUAGUAUAUAUGGUGGCGUGUGCAUUAGCUGACUUCUACAUUUCCAUGCAGUUUUAGUGGAGAAUGGACAUGAACAGAACUUCUGUGUUAAGAAGCCUUCACUCUGGUUCAACACAGUCAGAAGAAUCAGCUUUGGAUCCGGAGAGAAACUUCUACAGCCACCCCAACUUUCAUUCUUCAAGUCCACCUCCUCUCCAGGGGUUCACAUCGGGCGGUCAGCAUUCUGAGAGCAAUGCAGCCUACUUCUCGUGGCCCACCUCUACUCGAUUGAAUGGGUCAGCUGAAGAUCGGUCGAAUUACUUUGGGAAUCUUCAGAAAGUGGUGCUACCCGAAAAUCUUGACCGGCUGCCGACGGGGCAGCAAGCUACUACGUUGCUUGAAUUGAUGACUAUAAGAGCAUUUCACAGUAAGAUCUUGCGUCGUUACAGUCUUGGUACAGCAAUUGGAUUCCGGAUUCGACAGGGUAUGUUGACUGACAUACCGGCUAUUCUUGUCUUUGUCGCCCGAAAAGUUCACAGGCAAUGGCUCAGCCACAUUCAACGUCUGCCUUCUGCUCUUGAGGGACCAGGUGGUGUAUGGUGUGAUGUGGAUGUAGUGGAGUUCUCAUAUUUCGGUGCACCUGCUCCGACUCCCAAAGAACAACUAUACUCUGAGCUUGUGGAUGGCUUACGUGGAAGUGAUCCUUCCAUUGGUUCAGGUUCUCAGGUUGCAAGUCAAGAGACAUAUGGAACUCUGGGCGCUAUUGUGAAGAGCCGAACAGGCAGCCGUCAAGUUGGUUUUCUCACAAACCGGCACGUUGCGGUCGAUUUGGACUAUCCUAGCCAGAAGAUGUUUCACCCAUUGCCACCCAAUCUUGGGCCUGGUGUCUAUCUGGGUGCGGUGGAGAGAGCCACAUCAUUCAUCACCGACGAUCUUUGGUAUGGGAUAUUUGCUGGAACAAACCCAGGAGGUUUGCUACAUCCACAAGCAUGUAGAUCUGUGCCAGUUGACAUGCUUCCACACGCAUGCAAGAUCGAGGCCGUCCAUCAGGGGAUCAAAUGGUUGGACCCAGCUGAUGGACAGCUAGGAUGUUCCAAAGAGGUUCCAGGUCAGCACAUUGGGCGGCAAAUAGAGGAAACAUUUGUUCGAGCUGACGGAGCCUUUAUUCCCUUUGCUGAUGAUUUUGACACCUCCAACGUCACCACUUUGGUGAAAGGCGUGGGCGAGAUCGGCGAUGUGAAGACUGUGGACUUGCAGGCGCCAAUUAACAGCCUCAUUGGGAGACAGGUGGUGAAGGUAGGAAGAAGCUCCGGAUUGACUACCGGGACCGUAAUGGCAUAUGCUCUAGAGUACAAUGAUGAGAAAGGGAUUUGCUUCCUCACCGAUUUUCUCGUUGUGGGUGAGAACCAACAAACUUUUGACUUGGAAGGUGACAGCGGCAGCCUCGUUCUUUUAACAGGCCAGGGUGGUGAAAAGCCGCGGCCCAUUGGGAUCAUAUGGGGUGGGACAGCCAACCGUGGACGUUUGAAGUUGAAAAGUGGUAAUGGUCCGGAGAACUGGACUAGUGGAGUUGAUCUUGGGCGUCUUCUAGAUCUCUUGGAGCUCGAUCUCAUCACAACCAAUGAAGGUCUUGAAGAAGCAAUGCAAGAACAAAGAAGCGCAUCAGCGGCAGCCAUUGAUUCGACGGUCGGGGAAUCAUCUCCCGCAGAAGGCACAUUGCUGAAGGACAGGACUGAAGAGAUCUAUGAGCCAUUGGGUUUUAACCUCCAACAUAUCCCCAUGGAAGUUGCAUCCGGGUCGGGAAUAAACCCACCUUUCAUGCACGCCGAGUUCCACACUGACGGGGUCGACACUGCAGCGAAUGUGGAGCACCAAUUCAUCCCGAGCUUCACCGGCGGCUGCACGUCUCCUAUGCAUCAAGACCACCACCAAGGCAAUCCCAAGUCAAACAAUCUCUCCGCGUUGAGGAACACUUCCGAGGAAGACCUUUGUGUUUCUUUGCAUUUGGGCGAACGAGAGCCCAAGCGACAGUGUUCCGAACCCACAUUUAGGAUGGAAGAAGCGAAAUGAAGCCACAUACCACACCAAAACAUUGGACCCCAUGUGACUCUUCGUGGGUCACGAUUAGGACUUGAAGAAACAUACUACAGCAAUGGAUUGAUCGGUUUGAGUUCGUGGGGCCUUUAACCUAUUUUGCAUCUACGUGCUAGCUCGGACCAUGGGGUCCCCAUUUCAUCAGAAAAGAGUAUUUGGGGCCCAUGCUUGAUCAGAAGGGAAAAUUGGGUGGUUGGGAAAUGGUGCCAUCAAAAGGUCAGAUCUCCAACUAGUUUAAUCAUCAUGCGGUUUUUGCAUUUCUAAGCAUAUAUAUAUAUAUAUAUGGAUAUGCGGGUCAUACAAUAUUUAAAUAUUUAAUAGAAAAUGUUCACAAGAGAACUUGAACAGUUAUAUCUUGCAGUUAUAUAUAUAUAUAUAUAUAUAUAUAUAUAUAUAUAUAUAUAUAUAUAUAGUGCAUUAUACUAUGUUUAAUAGAAAAUGUUCAGGAGAGAAAUUGGAUGGCUAGGCAUGGCAGGUCAAGUUCCAUUUUGAUGUAUUCGAAAUGAUAUUUGUUAGGAAUUAUUUAGUUUGUAUUUUGGUGCACAAACUCAAAUGUUAUGAGCCUGAAGUUAUCAAAACUAGCAUCGUGAUUGUUUCUGUAAAAACUAAAAUUUGAAUUUUAUUAGGAAUUUUGGGGGAA
Molecule: messenger RNA, 3077 nt
Organism: Magnolia sinica
Lineage: Eukaryota; Viridiplantae; Streptophyta; Magnoliopsida; Magnoliales; Magnoliaceae
Product: protein NARROW LEAF 1
Exons: 10
Coding region: 428-2413 (661 amino acids)
Source: RefSeq, a predicted model, not a curated record